Molecule: messenger RNA, 1221 nt
Organism: Arxiozyma heterogenica
Lineage: Eukaryota; Fungi; Ascomycota; Saccharomycetes; Saccharomycetales; Saccharomycetaceae
Gene: LCB3
Product: sphinganine kinase LCB3
Exons: 1
Coding region: 1-1221 (406 amino acids)
Cellular component (GO): endoplasmic reticulum membrane
Molecular function (GO): sphingosine-1-phosphate phosphatase activity
Source: RefSeq, a predicted model, not a curated record
AUGGCCAAUAGUAAUAUCUCUAAUAAUGAUACCAAGUUGCAUAAUGGAAAUAGUAUACAUGUUAGUGGAAAUAAGUUAUUAUUAGAUCCUGGGAACCAUGGACCUGACCAUUUUAAAUCAAAGAUGUCACCUUUAAGAUUUCGUUUAAGACAAUAUUUAGCAAAAUAUGUUUCUUCACAAUCUAUAUACCUUUCCCAAUGGCAGAAAAACUAUAGGACACCGUUUAGAGAUCUAAUUUUUUUAUAUUCAUCUUCAUUAGGUUCCCACACUUUCUACGUGUUGUGUUUACCUUUACCAGCCUGGUUAGGUUAUUAUACUGAUACUAAAGAUUUAGUUUAUAUCAUUGGACUCUCAAUCUAUAUUUCGGGAUAUUUUAAAGAUUAUUUUUGCUUGCCUCGGCCACAUGCACCACCACUUAAAAGAAUAACUUUGAGCAAAAGUACGACAAAGGAAUAUGGGGCGCCAAGUUCACAUACAGCCAAUGCUACUGGGGUCUCAUUAUAUUUGUUAUGGACACUCUACAAUAUUACUAAUAUAUCUCUUACCUCUAGAAUUGUAUUUGCUGUCUUGAUUGUACUAUACUGUUUAAUCUUAACAUUAGGUCGGAUAUAUUGUGGUAUGCAUGGGCUAUUAGAUAUUUUUAGUGGUGCAAUAAUUGGUGCACUUUGUAUGAUUGGAAGAAUUCUUUGCAAAGAUUAUUUUUUUGCAAAUUAUAAUUUAGGAGAUAAUUGGUGGACACCAAUAUUUUCCUUGACAUUAUAUUUAUGGUUAUUAUUAUAUCACAUUAGACCUAUUGAUGAAUGUCCAUGUUUUGAUGAUUCAGUGGCGUUUAUUGGUGUGAUAUUUGGAUUAGAAGUGUCUGAUUGGUAUAUCCAAUAUUUUGGAUUGGGUUUAGUAUACAAUUUUACGAAGAGUACACUUAAGAUUUUGUUAGUUAGAUUAAUGAUAGGUUUCCCAUGCUUAGUUAUUUGGAAAUAUGUUUUAAGUAAAAAAAUUGUGUAUUUUCUGAUUGGGAAGGUUAUUGGUAUUCGAAAUGAUUUAGAAGAGAGAGAGCAUCUGAUACAAAAGCAUUUAAAGUCAGGAAAGAUGGAAUGUUUACCAUUCUGUGGAGUGUCUAGAUUUGACGUUAUAACGAGGUUUGUUAUAUAUGCUGGUAUUCCAUUUACAGUAAUGUUGUUUACUCCAAUACCAAUAUCAUACAUUGAGAGUAUUUUCAGAUGA